AGAGAUUUUAUAAUCAUAACAUGGCUUCUGAAAACAUUGUUCGGCAAAGGAAAAAAAAAGAAUUUAAAGACGAACAGGAUGAUAAAGCUGACGAAUUGAAAGAUAAUGCAUUACACAAUGAUAAUAUUAAAAAAACUGAAGGCCACUUAGCAGGCGGUUAUUGGCUAACAAGAAUACUACUUCUGCGAUUUCUAGCUUUUAUCCAAUUUACGGCAUUCCUUGUUGCUCUUAAUCAGAACCGUGCCUUAUUGGGUAAGAAUGGUUUGCUACCCGCCGAUUCUUAUUUGAAGCGCAUAAAAGAACAUAGUAAAUCAACACAAACUAAUCACUGGUCUCAUGCAGUCACUCUUUUAUGGUUAGUUGAUUACGAAACUGAUAUAGAUUACUGGCUGGAUUUAUUUGCCUACGCUGGAUUAGCGCUAUCAAGCUUUGUCUUUAUAAUUGGUGGAGCUAACGUGUUCAUAAUGCUAACAAUCUGGAUUCUAUAUCAUUCCAUAGUAAACAUAGGUCAGAGAUGGAUAAUGAUUGGCGCCGGUCUAAUAAAAAUAAGAGGGGAUCAAUGUUGGAGAGAUCUGACAUGCAUGAAUUAUCAUUAUCAAACUCAACCAGUUCCAAAUCCAAUUGCUUAUUACAUGCAUCAAGAGCCGGAAAUCAUGCACAAGGCUGAAACAAUGGUUAAUCACUUCGUCGAACUAGUUGUACCGUUUAUGUUAUUUCUCAACAGACGUUUAGUAAUAGUUGGUGGCUUUUUCCAAAUUCUAUUUCAACUAUUAAUUAUCAUCAGUGGGAAUUUAAGCUUUCUCAAUUGGCUUACAAUAAUCCCUUCCCUAGCUUGUUUCGAUGACACAUCAAUCUCAUGGAUGUUUACAACUUCGUCUAAAAAUAAGGCAAAGGAACUAGAAAUUAAAAGGAGAGUUGAUAAACAACAGUCUUGGUUUUCUAUUGUAAGAAAACUCUUUAAUUUUAGCGUAGGUGGCUUAAUAUUAUUUUUAAGCAUACCUAUUGUAAGUAAUUUAAUAUCUGAAAAUCAAAUUAUGAACACAAGUUUCGAUCCCUUGCAAAUUGUAAAUACGUAUGGAGCUUUCGGCAGACAAUGCUUAACAGAUAAAUCAACAAUUACAGUCAGAACCGUAUGGAAUCUCUGUUUUGGUGGUUUGAUUGCUUAUUUAAGUUUGCCCGUAGUUAAAAAUUUGCUAUCGUCUAGACAAGCUAUGAAUACAUCGUUUGAUUCGUUAAGAUUAGUUAAUACCUAUGGUGCAUUCGGCAGUAUAACAAAGGAAAGGACGGAAGUUGUUUUCGAAGGAACCUAUGACGAUCCUACUUUACCUAAUGCCAAGUGGUUAGAGUAUGAGUUCAAUUGUAAGCCAGGAGACGUGAAAAGGAAACCUUGUCUGAUAUCACCGUAUCAUUACAGACUUGACUGGCUCAUGUGGUUUGCCGCUUUUCAAAAUUAUCAGUAUAACAAUUGGUUAGUACACCUGGCGGGAAAAUUUUUGGUAAAUGAUGAACUUACUAUGUCUUUAAUUGCUCAUAAUCCUUUCGAUAAGAAACCACCUCCAAAGUUCGUACGUGCUCUACACUAUCGAUACACUUUUACCCCAAUUGGUAGUGAAGAUUAUAAAUUAGGGAAGUGGUGGAAUAGAAAGAGAAUUGGAGAAUAUUUGCCAAUAAUUAACCUGGAUUCUAUUCGCCCCUACUUAAGGAGUCAAGGAUGGCAUAUUCCUAAACAACAUUAA
Molecule: messenger RNA, 1736 nt
Organism: Dimorphilus gyrociliatus
Lineage: Eukaryota; Metazoa; Annelida; Polychaeta; Dinophilidae
Source: the annotation of a GenBank genome assembly